AUGCUGAAAGACAGGAUCAGAUACGCCAUGGACCAUCUGUCCCACAAACAGUAUGUUUCUCUACUGGCGCGGCCUAACUGGCGACGAAUUCAAACGAAAAACGUGCAUAUUCUGGCGGACCCUUACGGCAUUCGACGGGCGGCGUUGAAGGGGCGCGCCUCGAAGAGAAUCAAAGUGAUGGCGCGGCCGAAACACGUUACCAAAAAACACGAUCCAACAUUGCUGUUGGCGAACAUGAGGUUCCCCGGUAGCAGCGGCAACAUAGCCGAGACACUCUGGAAGGUCCAGAACUCACGUUAUCGGAGAUAUCGAUUCUUCUGCAACGCCAGACAGCAACGAGAGAUGAGGAAGAAGCAAAAGAUAAUGGCGAAAUUGCGUCGGGUGAUCAAGCCGGAGGAGUGGGAUCAACACAUGGAGUUGCUGGAGAUACUGGCCGCUCCCAAGGUCCCGGCCAAGCCCAGAUUCCCUAAAAAGAGGAGAUGGAGGCCGGUGAACAUGCGGAGGAUCGAGGAACUGUCGACGCCGGUGACGAGGGAGAUGCCACCGCCCAAGGACCCGUCCAAAGUCGCGAGGACCGCUCUCACCUACAAGAUCAGCAAACGCACACAGAAGAUCGCGUACUCGAAGACGGUGGCGGAGAUUACACCGCCGCGGAUCCUCGGCGCGGUUUCCCCGGCGGCGUUGAAGGCCGUAGCUUCUCCGAGGACGAUGACCCUGGCGAAGCCAGUCGAACGGCCCGCAGGCAUGGAGACAGACCUCCGAGAAGAUGCGUUCACCGUUUCGCCGAUGGCGUUAAAAGCCAAGUGCUCGAAGCGGUUGAAAUUUCUCGCCAGGCCCAGGAGGAGGAGCUGA
Messenger RNA from Heterotrigona itama, 852 nucleotides. The record is from the annotation of a GenBank genome assembly. Lineage: Eukaryota; Metazoa; Arthropoda; Insecta; Hymenoptera; Apidae.